UACUACAGCGCUAGUCGCUUUCCACACCUUCAGUCACUCUUUCGACGAGCCGGACCUUCGCUUUCCCUGUACAACAACACAUCCAUCAUCUUCAAAAUGCAGUUCACAACACUCGCCCUUUCCGCUCUCGCGAGCGUAGCAUCCGCCCAGAAGACGUGGUCCGUCGCGGUCGCGCAAAACGGCAGCCUCACCUUCUCGCCCGACAAGCUGGUCGCCCAGCCGGGCGAGUUCGUGCAGUUCCAGUUCCACGCCGGCAACCACACCGUCACCCAGUCGACCUUCGACCAGCCGUGCCAGCCCAUCGGCAUGAGCAGCAACGUCACCGGCUUCCACUCGGGCUUCCUCCCCGCCGCCGCCAGCGCCGAGAUGGGCAUGUUCCCCACCUACACCAUCCAGAUCAACAGCACCGGCCCCCUGUGGCUGUACUGCGCCCAGGGCAAGCACUGCGGCAACGGCAUGGUGAUGGUCAUCAACGAGCCAGCCAACAACCCGGACCGCACCCUCGACAGCUUCAAGACCAUCGCAGCCGCAGCCCAAUCCGUGACCCCUCCGGCCGACGGCGGCGAGUCGGGCGCCGGCGGCCAGACCGGUGGCGGCGCCGACGCUGGUGCUGGUGCUGGUGCUGGCGCUGGUGGCGACUCCACCGACACCACGGGCGGCACCGAUCCCUCGGGCACCGACGACGCCGUCCAGUCGACCAUCUCCCCCGCCGCGGCUGGCAUGCUCACCGUGCCGGGCACGUUCGCCCUUGCGGUUGCCGGUGUGGUCGCGCUUGUCCUCUGAGGGGGGUGAGUGGUGGGAAGUGGUGGUGAUUGGUUGCGGUUGGGUUUGUUUAUAAGCGGGAUUUAAUGUUUUCGGUUUUGGUGGGUUGGUGGUGCCGAUGGGUGACUGCUGGUUCGGAUAUACCUUUGGAUGGAGGCGAUGCUGGGGCGUGUUUGUUCUAUUCUACAUUUUUUUGAUGAUCACUGUACAU
Chaetomium fimeti is the source of this 973-nucleotide messenger RNA. RefSeq names its product Cupredoxin. The transcript is spliced from 3 exons. NCBI's taxonomy places the organism in Eukaryota, Fungi, Ascomycota, Sordariomycetes, Sordariales, Chaetomiaceae. Bases 97 to 783 code for a protein of 228 amino acids. The record is from RefSeq and is a predicted model, not a curated record.